GUUAGGUCUGGUAGUGAAAGUUGAUUCCAUUAAAAACCCAGCAAACAGAUAAAUGAAUAGAUUUAUUCACUGACAUAUGCAGUGGUUGCAAACUCAAACUUGUAAGCAUGCACAUUAAAAUUCGCACCACUUAAAAACUAACCAAAUAGAUUUAUUCGUAACCAAUAACAAUUUAUAGCAGCAGUAUUAGAACGGUUACUGCUUGAAUGUGUUCUCAAUCCAAAUCAGAUUUACAAUUAACAAUGUUGAAUCUCCGAGAAAGUAAAAAUAUAAGAAGAAUCAUAUAUAAGUUUGGCCCUAGGUGUUUUGUGCCGGUGCCAAAAUGGAGUUUUAUAUCAUUUUGCCUCCGCAAGAUAUUUUCUACAAAGUAACAUUACCCAAACCCAUCUUCUUCCCCAACAAUGUAAACUGCUCUAUAAAGUCCCCUCCAGUUAAAAGUUAUGUUGUUCCAUAUAAAAUAUACUUCUGCAUGCUCUUGAAGACGGCAAUAUACGACAUAAAUACCACCACCAAUCAUGAACACAAUUGCUUCCUUAAAUGGCCCUUUCUCUCUCUUCCAAAAACUUGUAGCAUAACACAAGCCUAAAUGUGUCUCAAUUUUCUCUGUUUCGGUAAUGUCAACUUUGUCAAACCAACUACACAAAAAACAGUUAGUUUACCAAUGCAACAAAAAGGUUUUCCAUUUGAUUCGAACCGGUAGAUUAACCGAUGCGAGGUCAUUCUUUGAUUCCAUUAUUCACCGAAACACAGUUACAUGGAAUUCCAUGACCACUUGUUAUGUUCAACGGAGAUUUCAAAACACGCCAACUGUUUGAUGAAAUGCCCCACAAGGAUAUUGUGUCCUGGAACCUCAUCAUUUCGGGUUACUUUUCUUGCCGUGGAAGCAGGUUUGUUGAAGAAGGUAGAAAGUUGUUUGAUCAAAUUCCACAAAGGGAUUGUAUCUCUUGGAUCAAACUCUUGAGAUUUUUAAUUCUAUGCCACAACGGAAUGUUGUGUCGUCCAAUGCUUUGAUAAAUGGGUUCUUGUUGAAUGGGGAUGUGGAUUCUGCUGUUGGAUUUUUUAGGACUAUGCCGGAUAGGGAUUCGACUUCACUUAGUGGCCUUAUAUCUGGACUUGUUAGCAAUGGGUAUGGUCAGAGAGGAAUGGUUGAAGAGCCGCGAUGCCUUUUUGAUGGGAUCAUGAGUGAUGGAAAUGGGGGUCAAGGGAGAUUUAGGAGAAAGGUUGUAUCAUGGAAUUCGAUGCUGAUGUGUUAUGUGAAAGCAGGAGAUGUUGUCUCUGCCAGGGAACUCUUUGAUAGGAUGAUGGAGCGAGAUGUUUGUUCCUGGAACACCAUGAUCUGGCUAUGUUAAGAUUUAGAGUAAUUUUUUCAUGAUCCAAUUCAUGCUACUUAAGUAUUAUGUGGCAUCAAUAAAUCUAUUAAAGUUACCCAUCAAACACUAAUUAAAUUAUCACAAGAUAGUUACACUUUUCAUUUCCACCCGAUGUAAUUAAUUCUAAAUCUUCUGAAUUGAGUGAUUUUCUCUUA
Molecule: messenger RNA, 1525 nt
Organism: Cicer arietinum (chickpea)
Lineage: Eukaryota; Viridiplantae; Streptophyta; Magnoliopsida; Fabales; Fabaceae
Product: pentatricopeptide repeat-containing protein At2g37320-like
Biological process (GO): RNA modification
Molecular function (GO): RNA binding; protein binding
Source: RefSeq, a predicted model, not a curated record